UUCAUACUGAAACAAACUCUCAGCUGACACAAAGAUGAAUACGCCACAGCUUCUCAUCCUCCUUGUGACCAUUUUGGUGCAUGCAGCAGUCGCUUUCCCCUCAGAUAGAAGAGAUAUGCCUGGCCGAGACAAACACACCUCCUGGGACGACGUGAACGUGGUGGCUCACGGCCUCCUGCAGCUGGGCCAGGGUCUGAGGGAGCACGUGGACAAGACCAAAACCCAGAUGAGAGACGUCAACGCCAAACUAAAGGCCUUCAACGGCACGGUGGCUGAACUGGAGAGGAGGCAACAGGAGCAAGAAAAAGCUCUGAAGGCGAGAAGCAAAGAGGUGGAGGAGGAGAGAGAGAGGCUGGCGGCACAGCUGGCUGAGGAGGUGGAGGCGAAGGUGGAAGAGGGGAAGACAGAGAGCGAGGACAUCCACACCAGGAUGGACAGACUGGAGGAGAAGGUGGAUGCGUUUUUUAAAGAGCCAACACUGGUCAGCAACAACAGCGAUCGCACAGAAGUCUCAUUUAUCCAGAGGCUGUUGGCGGCUCAGAACAGACGCAUUGACCAGCUGGUGGAGAAAAUCAAGCAGCAACAAGACAAACUGGAGAAGCAGAGUCUGCACCUGCAAACACUGCAAAGCAAGGUUGCACACAAGAGAGUAAAAUCACACCGACGGAGAGAUGAGGAGAUGGCACUGAGGGGAGAGCAAGAAGAGCUGAGCAGAGACGCAUCAGGUUUGGCCAGAGACUGUCACGAUCUGUUUGUACGAGGGCAGCGAGCCAGCGGCGUCUACAAAAUCCAACCACAGGAGUCCAAGCCCUUCAGCGUCCUCUGUGAAAUGACUUCAGAAGGUGGAUGGACAGUGAUCCAGAAACGUCACGAUGGAUCCCAGAACUUCAACCAGCUGUGGGAAAGCUAUAAGAAAGGCUUCGGCAACCUGAAUGGUGAGUUUUGGUUGGGCUUGGAGAACAUCCACUCCCUCUCCAAACAAGGACAGUACGUCCUGAAGGUGGAGCUCUCUGAUUGGGCGGGAGAGCAGCAGACGGAGGCUCGUUAUCGACUGCAACUUGAAGGAGAAGAGAAGAAGUUUGCUCUCCAUCUGGAGCAAGAUGCUUCAUCUGGGGCUCAGGAGAAAAUAAUGACAACCAAAGAAUCCGGUGUUCCUUUUUCCACAGCCGACAGAGACAACGACCUCGCUGCAGAUGUGAACUGUGCUGAACUGCUCUCAGGUGGUUGGUGGUUCAGUAGUUGUGGUGAGUCAAACCUCAACGGCAGAUAUCCCAGAAGGCCGAGUAUGCUCAGACGGCAGCGGUCCAGAAAACAAGAGAUGUUCUGGUCGUCCACAAAGGGACAAAACAACUCAGCGAAGGCCACUCUUCUGAAGAUAGCGCCCGCCACAAUAAAGCAAUAAGCAGAUCAGUCUCGUUGGUCUUCAAAGAGCAGUGAUGAUCUCUCCUAACAAGCACUGGAUCAUCAGAUAUUUCUAUGCUGUGCCAUAUGAUCAAUAAUUGUCAGAGUGGACAUGUUCAGUCAUAUUGACAGUUGUUUAUUCCCUUUAUAAGGGCUUCUCGAUCUCAUUUUGUAAUACUUACUGUAUGUGUUUUAAAAACUUCUACUUAAAUAUUAGAGUGUAUUAUCUUCAUUUAUACACGUUAACAUUUUUUAUAUUUCAUUUAUAUGAAACGCUUGAAGGCGUAACAACAAACACAAUGACCACCCAGCAGCAUCAUCUUCUUCCAAAUAAAAUGAAAAACUAUACAUAUAUAUUUUACACUUUAAGUUAUUCACAUGACCGUCUACGUACAUUUAUGAGUUACGCAUUUCAUAGGUCUUUAUAAAGAUAAAAGUAAACCACAAACUUCGAUUCAAUACACGAUUAUAUUGAAAAUAAUGCCUCUUACUGGAGAUUCCUACAUCCGUGGUGUGAAGUUUAUAAACAUAAAAGUGAAAUAUUGUGUUUGUAUAUGGUUGCCAUGGGUCGCUCUUAGGGGCAUUGGUUAUUACAUUACAAUACUUGGCACAUAGUGUGAUGUUUGUUUAAGAGCAUUGGACAAAGAGCUUGAAGAUUAUUUCUUGGAAACUGCUGCUCCCUGAUGAGGAAAUGAUGAAGACCACAGAUGUUGUGUUCAAUUAAGAGACAGGUUUUCACUUUGUUAUAAGGUUGACGUCUUACUGCUGCUUUCCUCUACAAUUUUCAAUGAAAGCUAAAACUGCUGUUAGGGUGAUUCAUAUUUUUCGAUGUGGGGUUUGUAAAUUUGACUCUUGUGAUGUCCAUGUUGAGAAGAGUUGUGUUAUAAGCCUUCUGAAUCCAUCUCAUCUCAACAAAAUAUUUGCAUUCUGUUUAUGAAUUUGGCAUAUUCAUUGUGUUUGAUUUAAUUAGUUUAUGUUGAAAGUUUAUCUCUUUCUGUUUCAUCUCCUUUCCCCUAAACUCAAAGAUCAAAAGGCCCAAAACUGUUUAUCU
Molecule: messenger RNA, 2452 nt
Organism: Anoplopoma fimbria (sablefish)
Lineage: Eukaryota; Metazoa; Chordata; Actinopteri; Perciformes; Anoplopomatidae
Product: angiopoietin-related protein 4-like
Exons: 7
Coding region: 35-1402 (455 amino acids)
Biological process (GO): triglyceride homeostasis
Molecular function (GO): enzyme inhibitor activity
Source: RefSeq, a predicted model, not a curated record